Molecule: messenger RNA, 633 nt
Organism: Raphanus sativus (radish)
Lineage: Eukaryota; Viridiplantae; Streptophyta; Magnoliopsida; Brassicales; Brassicaceae
Exons: 1
Coding region: 1-633 (210 amino acids)
Source: RefSeq, a predicted model, not a curated record
AUGGUUGAAAGCUUCUCAACACAAAGGAUUCUGAACUACGACUCCAAGACUCGUUCCGUCGUCGAUUCAAAGAUUUCAGUAUCAUUCUCGAUACAGAUCCGGCAAGUUGAAAGGUAUUUUGCGCGGUUUAGUGGCUGUCGUAGUGAAAAACUGGUAGGACAAAUAACCCCACCUUCUUCAUCAUCUCCAAUCGUAUUCGAGAUCCCAUCUUCUUUUCUUCUUGGUGGAGAAGAAAUCUGCAGCGCAUAUGUGGCUAACGCCUUGUCUAACACAUUCAUAGACAACUGGAUUCAGCUGCUCAUCCUUCCUCAUAUCUGCAAAGAAGCCCUUGAACUAGGCAAAACACUAGAGAGUGGUUUUUUGGUUGAAGCUCAAGUUGAAGCAGUCAAAGAAAUAUAUUUCCAUAACUUUCUUCAGUUGAAUGAUUGCCAAAGGAUACCAACAGCAGAACUCGACUGUGCCAUCUGUCUACAAGAGUUUGGUGACCAAAGCAACAUCAUCACCAAGUUGCAGUGCGGCCACAGUUUUCAUAGAGAUUGUAUUCUCGCUUGGUUGCGCCGCAAGGCGUCAUGUCCAACUUGUCGUGAUGAUAUCCACAAUCCCCGAGCAAAGAAACAUACCCCAAAGAAAUAG